This is a messenger RNA of Cornus florida, 1221 nucleotides long. RefSeq names its product F-box protein At5g07610-like. The coding region runs from base 1 to 1221 and encodes 406 amino acids. Lineage: Eukaryota; Viridiplantae; Streptophyta; Magnoliopsida; Cornales; Cornaceae. The transcript has a single exon. Gene Ontology annotation, molecular function: protein binding. The record is from RefSeq and is a predicted model, not a curated record.
AUGGCUCCUAACAUUAGAAGGUACUCGGAAGAAAUCUUCGCCGCCGCAGCUGAAUUCGUCGGUGACAACGAGGACCUGGUCGUGAAGAUCCUUCUUCAUCUGCCGGCGAAAUCCCUCAUCCGAUUCAAGUCAGUCUCAAAAGCAUGGCUCUCUCUCAUCUCCGGUCAUCGCUUCUCUCUCCUCCGGUGGCAAUUUCGGCACCGACAACAUCCCAAGAUCACCGGCCUUUUCUUCACCUAUAGAUCUCGAACUGAAAUCAAAUACAUUCCCCUAACGGACCCCUGUAAUAGUAACGGUGAAGAGUGCGAAUCUCUUGCCCAAUUUCGAGAUUUCAGUGGCGAUGGUGUUAGUAUAGACUUCUGUAGUGGUUUCAGAGGUGGUGGUUACAGUACGGUUACACCAAUUGUAGAUUCCUGUAAUGGUUUACUACUCUGCUUUUCACGUAUUUCAAGGGCUUAUCACGUUUAUAAUCCUACUACCAAGAAAUUCACUACUCUUUCCUGGCCUUUUUCCCCCACUACUUUUGAUCUUGUAUAUUUGGCUUUUGAUCCGUUGAAGUCACUUCACUACAAAGUUGUUUUGCUACAAAGAUCACUGCAAGGAAAGGUCUACUUGUAUCAAAUACAUAUUUUUUCGUCAAAAACCAAUGCGUGGUGGAGACCCUUGGGCGAUCCUUUCACAGCACCAACAGUGGACUUCAACAAUGUUAAUGGAGUCUAUUGCAAUGGUUCCAUUCAUUGGAUUUCCAUUUACCGGGGAAAAACUUCCAUAUAUUUUGAUGUUGAUAGAGAAAAAUGGUGCCCAAUGCCUUCUCCACCUUUUAAUUUCCGGCAUUUUGGAGAGUCUAGAGGUCAUUUGCAUAUUAUUGGGUUCACUAAUAUUAUUGAUAAUAAAUUUAGUGUUGAUGUCUUCGAGAUGUGUAGUGAUUAUUCCAAGUGGUUGUUGAAGUAUCGGGUGGACUUGAAAGCCAUGGUUGAUUUUGUAUCGAAAGAGAUGAGUAUACCCUAUGCAGUGCUUGGUUUAAUUCAUGGAGAAAACGGAAGAGAUGUGUUUUUGUUGCUACUUGUAGGCACCAACAUGAUUUUGUCCUACAACAUCAUAAAUGAUACCUUUAAGAAGCUUGAUGACGUAGCACAUUAUCGCGGGUCUUCUUCGUAUGAGCUUUGUUGGCCGAAUCACUGUCGUAUGCAUCCAUACAUUGAGACACUUUUUCCUAUUUGA